GCAAGGAGUAUUCACUCGUGUGUUGCGACGGUGUCUCACUUGCGAUCAUGGACAACACUGAACUUGCUUGCAGCCAUUGGCUCAUGAUAAAUGCCACUUGCUAAAAGCCAUGGCAAGAACUCUCCGGGCAGCCCCUUGCUGCAUGAUCCUUUGGCUUUUUGGUGGGCCCGUCCAACUCCUUCUGUGGAACAGGACGUUCUCAUUGCCAAGACGGGCCGAGAUCGACCCGGUCACGGAGAACUUCUUGUUGGCUUCGAUAUCAGGUGUGGCCGGCUCGGUCUUCACGUCCUGGGUUAAAGACAUGCAGACGGCACAAACGUCGCUCAGCGACGUGAAGAUGGAGGUGAAUAUGCUGGCGUUGAACACCACCUUUCGCCUGGCUGCUUUGGAGAAGGAACUGAAGAAGAUGAACGAGAAGAUCGACCGCAACCAUGCACAACUGGUUGAGAAGAUCGACCUCAACCAUGCGAAAACUGGUUGAGAUGAUCGCGGCCAGAAAACGCCCUUGGAUUCGCUGAGUGAAAAAACCACAAGAGCAGCGCUAUUGAAGCGUGCAAAGUCGCUGAGGGACUGUCGGAUGUAGGACAGUUGGAUGUAGGAGCACAACCCGACUUGCCCACUUCACCCCUUCCACCCACCGCUUCGCAUCCGCCCCGACCACAGGAGAUGGAUAAGAACAUCGCUCUUGACACAGAGGGUGAUGAGGCAGGGACUGGGAGAAAUAUAAAACUAUCAUUUUUUAUGUUUAAGAAGUAAGG
This is a messenger RNA of Effrenium voratum, 758 nucleotides long. The record is from the annotation of a GenBank genome assembly. NCBI's taxonomy places the organism in Eukaryota, Dinophyceae, Suessiales, Symbiodiniaceae.